AUGACAAUUGAUUGCGAUAAGGACGAGCAAGGAGGAGACAAAUAUAAUGGUGCUUUGAUUGGUGGGGUGGGAGGGAAAAAACCCCUGUUCCGGCGCGAACUGUGCUGGUUAACGCGGAGAGCCGCUGGUACCCAGGGGUACCCAGCAGAGGGUUUUGCAGCCCGACCAUAUCCAGGCCGCCUUAUCGCUGCCCGUCCUUUCCCAGUUUCUGGCGUUGGAACCGUCCUUACUCACGACAAUACUAUGACUCACACGCCUGCUGGGGUCUCUGGCUAA
Saccharomycopsis crataegensis is the source of this 276-nucleotide messenger RNA. RefSeq lists its product as uncharacterized. The transcript has a single exon. The record is from RefSeq and is a predicted model, not a curated record. Bases 1 to 276 code for a protein of 91 amino acids. NCBI's taxonomy places the organism in Eukaryota, Fungi, Ascomycota, Saccharomycetes, Ascoideales, Saccharomycopsidaceae.